Messenger RNA from Meloidogyne enterolobii, 1530 nucleotides. NCBI's taxonomy places the organism in Eukaryota, Metazoa, Nematoda, Chromadorea, Rhabditida, Meloidogynidae. The record is from the annotation of a GenBank genome assembly.
AAUUUUUUAAAGAAGAUACUCGUUUGUAAGGUUGUUGAAAUUUUAUUUUUUUCUAAGGGAUUGGUUCGACACGCUACGGGUCUUGUGUUAGAGUGCGGGAUCUCGUCCCUUAAAUCCAUGGUCUUAAACGACAAACUGGAGUACAAGGAUUUGCCGGACUACUCUCAGGUGCUCCCUCCCGCUUGAUUUUUUGAACGGAUCCAAGGAAUGAAUUUUGCCGAUCUUUAAUUUUAUCGGAAAAUUUUUUUGGGAACACUUCCUCCUUGGAGUUUGUUUAUUCGUUUAGUUUUCUUUUGAAAAUUACACAUUUUCUGAUCUUCCCUACUAUCUUUUCCUACAAGCUUGAGACACUACUCAUUUCCAGGCGAAUUUAUUGCUUCAAACCCAAACAUUUGGAAAGGAAGUACUGUCAUGGAAAUUGGUUCUGGUGUAGCUGCACUUCCUUCAAUGGCUGCUUUACGUUGUGGAGCUUCUAAAGUUGCAUUCACGUCAAUCCGAAACAAUUUGGAAAAGAAUUUUGAUGCCUCCCUUAUCGAAAAUAGUGUCUACUUACUGGGUUUUGAUUGGCAAAAUCCAGAAACUGGAAUUACUGAGUUACUCGAAAAGUCAAUUCAAGUUGAUUAUCUUUUUGGUUCUGAUGUGUUUUAUGAUCCGUGUGUUUUUGAAAUUUUAAUAAAAAUGUUGAGACGGCUAUUUGAUGUCUUCCCUUUAAUGGAAUUUUAUUUUUCCUACCAAAUAAGAGAUUCAGAUUGGACCAUAGAAGAAUUAUUAUUGGAACAAACAACAAAUAAUUAUUCUUUAAUUUCUACACUUAUUCGUUGUGUUGAUACUUGUAAACAUACAAUUUGUAUAGGCAAAAUUAUUAGGUCAAAUUAUUUAUUGGACAGCAAAAUGAUAAGCAAUAAUGAUAAAGAAGAAAUGCAAAAUAAAUGUAGGGAAAAUGAUGGAAAAAUAUUUGCAGGGAUUGAAGGUGGUGCAACUUGUUCAACAUUCGUUUUGAUAGAUUCUCGUGGAAAUUUAUUGCAUCAAUUAAGUGGCGGUCCAGGCUUAAAUUUUCUAUUGGAUGGAGUUGAAAGUACUGCUGACAAAAUUUCGAGAUGGCUUCGUGGGGCAAUUGUUGAAAAGAAUAAGAAGGAGCAUUCAACGUCAACGCCUAUAAAAUUGCCUGUAGCUGCCUUGGGUAUGGGUUUGUCUGGAGCAGAAAAUACAGCAACCAACACCCUUCUAUUGGAAUAUUUGCGUUCACAACAUGGAGAUUUGGCAGAAGCUUUGUUUCUUACAAGUGAUGCUGUUGCGGCUGUUGCUACAUGCUUUGAAAAAAGUGGUAUUGUUCUAAUUGCGGGUACUGGUUCAACUUGUCGUCUUUUGAAGUCGGAUGGUAGCGUGCAUGGAGUUGGUGGUUGGGGACAUUUGGUAGGCGAUGAAGGCGGUGCUUUUUGGAUUAGCAUGAGGUUUUCUUAUAUAUUUUUAUUUUCUGGAUGUCAAAGAAAUAACGGGGUAUCCUUACCGAUACUCGAUUUCGGUUACUGA